This is a messenger RNA of Gracilinanus agilis (Agile Gracile Mouse Opossum), 1374 nucleotides long. It is a transcript of the gene RAB8A, whose product is annotated as RAB8A, member RAS oncogene family. Gene Ontology annotation, biological process: protein localization to plasma membrane; cellular response to insulin stimulus; regulation of exocytosis. NCBI's taxonomy places the organism in Eukaryota, Metazoa, Chordata, Mammalia, Didelphimorphia, Didelphidae. Gene Ontology annotation, molecular function: GTPase activity; GTP binding. The coding region runs from base 1 to 624 and encodes 207 amino acids. The transcript has 8 exons. Gene Ontology annotation, cellular component: dendritic spine; trans-Golgi network transport vesicle; synaptic vesicle. The record is from RefSeq and is a predicted model, not a curated record.
AUGGCGAAGACCUACGAUUACCUGUUCAAGCUACUGCUGAUCGGGGACUCGGGGGUGGGGAAGACCUGUGUCCUGUUCCGAUUCUCCGAGGACGCCUUCAAUUCCACCUUCAUCUCCACUAUAGGCAUUGACUUCAAAAUUAGAACUAUAGAACUAGAUGGCAAAAGAAUUAAACUGCAGAUAUGGGACACAGCUGGUCAGGAACGGUUUCGAACAAUUACAACUGCAUACUACAGAGGUGCAAUGGGCAUCAUGCUGGUCUAUGACAUCACCAACGAGAAAUCUUUUGAUAAUAUCCGGAACUGGAUUCGAAACAUUGAAGAGCAUGCCUCUGCAGAUGUGGAAAAGAUGAUACUUGGAAACAAAUGUGAUGUAAAUGAAAGAAGACAAGUUUCCAAAGAACGAGGGGAAAAGCUAGCACUUGAUUAUGGAAUUAAAUUCAUGGAGACCAGCGCAAAGGCCAAUAUCAAUGUAGAGAAUGCAUUUUUCACUCUUGCAAGAGACAUCAAAGCAAAAAUGGACAAAAAAUUGGAGGGUAAUAGUCCACAAGGCAACAACCAGGGCGUCAAAAUCACCCCCGAUCAACAAAAGAAAAGCAGCUUUUUCCGAUGUGUUCUUCUGUGAGGAACACUGCCUUAACCUGAGCCUGUGCUCAGCUGAACUGGACUGUGCCCGUUCCGAGUGAGUUUUCCUCUAUCUGUGGACUUCCCACCUUCCAACACGCUCGCCCCAUGGCUCCGUGGCCGCUGCGGGACCCCGGCUGCCGGAACGAAAUUGAGAAAUUGUUUAUUUUAGUAACGGUCUGAUUUUUCCAACUUUGGAGAUGGAAUAAGUUAAGAAUUUACUAUUUUUCCUGUAAUGUUUGCCAUAUCGGCUCCAGCAUUGUAUGACCAGUGAAGAGAAACAGUUGAAAACUGACCAACAAUAGCACCUUUCUAACAGGAUUCAGUCUCUGAGGGUGGUUUGGUGUUUUGGUGUGUUUUGUUUCUUUUCUUUUUCUUUUUUUUUUUUUUUUUAAUCUGGAACACGUCUAAACUCCAGCAAGAAAACCAGUCUGGUCAGAAGAGUCCUCAUGAAGGCACUUAAAUGCCAAUACUGAUUAAAGGUGUUUGUAUACAUGAUCCCCAUGCAUCCACUGUACAGAGUCUUGGACUUAGACAUUUCUCUUACAAGCAUUUUCUAUCUCAGGACCCACUGCAAAAGUCACUCAUUUAAGCAACAGAGAGCUGACUAUUGAGAGUGGGGAAUAUAUCAACCCCAACCUGGGCCUUUCCAAAUUACGCUUUACUAUUCGGUCACAAGGUUCUGGACAAUCUACCAAAUCAAAUCCAUUUUUUAAAUGUUUUGUAAAAAUAAACCAAAGUGAAGCAUGAA